Messenger RNA from Aspergillus terreus NIH2624, 843 nucleotides. RefSeq lists its product as uncharacterized. Bases 1 to 843 code for a protein of 280 amino acids. The record is from RefSeq and is a predicted model, not a curated record. The transcript has a single exon. NCBI's taxonomy places the organism in Eukaryota, Fungi, Ascomycota, Eurotiomycetes, Eurotiales, Aspergillaceae.
AUGAGGCCAUCUGCGAACCUCGCUCUGGCAGAGCUGUACCCACCCUCGGCUUAUACCGGCUUUGAGGACUUGCAGAAAGUGGUCAAGUCCAAGAUCGAUAGACUACACAAAGGCGGAGAAGACCAAUAUAUCUCGCUGAAGCAUGUACCGCAGAAAGAUUUUGACUCGAUCGAUAUCAAACGCGACCAGCUCGGGGCCAAAGUCCUUUUUACAUACUUCCCUGACAUCGAGACCCUCAUCAUCAAAGUUCCCACCCGCCAGCAUGAAAGAGCCCACAGGCUCCUCGACCAGCUUGUAGCCAGCAAACUUACCAGCAUGAAUGUGGGCUUCCUCGAGUUCAUGCCCGAUGGUUCUGCAACGUACACCGGACCUACCCAGUCGCAAAAAGAGGGCGACUCUGUGAGAACCAAUUCUCAACUCCGACCUCAGGUCGGGUGGCCCUACUUUGUGAUUGAGGCUGGUGUCUCCGAGUCAAUGCCCAGAUUGAGGGCUGAUGCAGCGUGGUGGUUCUCGAACUCGAACGGGGACGUUAGACUCGUGCUGCUGAUCAAGGUGGACACACAGUGCCGUGUGGUCACUAUCGAGAAGUAUGAUCGACUUCAAGCUCAGCUGACGGCAAAUCUCUCACCCUGGAAACCACGUCGACUCCGAACGAUCGUCCUUAACCAAGGGGUUACCCCGGCCAUAUGCGAUGUCAAAGCGCCCCCCGACCGUGCAACCGGACCACCUCUCACCCUCGAGUUCGACCUGCUCAUGGGUCGCGCAGCGAACCCUCCGUUGGAGAAGAACGUUCAAUUCACCGCCGCAGAACUCCUCAACUGGUCAGCAAUCGUCUUCCAGUAG